ACCACCACACCCCCAAACAUGACCGACAUCGAACCCCUGCGCGGUUCCUGCCAAUGCGGGCGAAAUCAGUACCAAAUCCGCCUCCCAGACGACGUGACUGAUCACGCCCACGUCUACUUCGAUGCCAGCCGAGACAACCGAAGAUUCCAUGCCUCUCCCCUAACCGCCUGGCUGCGCGUUCCCUUGACCUGGUACCAAUCCCAUACCCAAUCGUACUUUCCCGACGAAACGCAUAAUACCAUCCGUCGCAUCUUCUCCCCCCACCAUGCCCCUCAUACCCAGCGCGUCUUCUGCGGGUAUUGCGGCACCCCGCUCACGUACUGGAGGGAUGAGCCCCGCGAGGAGGCGGAGUACAUGUCUGUCUCUAUUGGAAGUUUACAUGGCGAUGAUCAGCGCAUGCUAGAGGACUUGGAUCUUUUGCCUCCGGAGUCGCCCUCGGUUUCGUCUGAUGAGGAAGCAGAGGAGGAAGGCGAGGGCAGUGAUGACGAGGAAGACGAAGAUAAUGAGGAGGGAGAAGAAGAGGACGAUGAGGAGAAGGGCUUUGGGAGACCGAAAAGGGCAAGACAGGUCGUUGUUACUCCGGCGGCGGCUUCACAGGACGUGCCUCCGUCCAAUGUGGUUAUUCCGCGUGGGACGGAAUUAUCGCGGAGCUACAGGCACGGCACGCUGGGUGGCAUCCCGUGGUUCGAGGAGCUGAUCGAUGGAAGUCGGCUGGGGAGACUGAUGAAGACGAGACGCGGUGUCGGGGUUAGUGAUGAUCAGUCUACUUCUUUUGAGUGGGAGGUUACUGAGUGGACGAGUGGUGAGUCGGGUGCGCGGCGGCAGGUGGGAUCCACUACGCAGGCGGCCGGGAAGAGGAAACGUGGGCAGCAUACGGAUGUAGAGGAUGCCUAGUUUUAUCUUGAAUAGGUGUCGUUGGGUCACCGCCGUCCUAUCCAUGGUGAUAUGAUAUUCUGUGGGAGUGGAGAUGAAGUACAUUGUGGGAUAUCAGUGAUACUUUGAACUUAUCAAUCUUGAAUGGUUGAUGUAAAUGUAUUUUUGUUCUUACAACUGCAACUGUGCUGCUCUCUAUCUCAGAAUCAGGCUUAAUGUAGUUAUG
Molecule: messenger RNA, 1099 nt
Organism: Aspergillus heteromorphus CBS 117.55
Lineage: Eukaryota; Fungi; Ascomycota; Eurotiomycetes; Eurotiales; Aspergillaceae
Exons: 2
Coding region: 19-894 (291 amino acids)
Source: RefSeq, a predicted model, not a curated record